GAAGGAGCCGUCAUUUCAAGAGCAACCAAUACAUUUUAUAACACGUCUCUGAUACGUGUGAUAUUUACAGACGUCGAUCUCUUAAACUGUUUUGCUUUAAUAUUAAAGCGCGUUGUUUGCUGAGAGGGGUUUACUCAAACAUGGCAACCGUAUAAUUCUGUUCCGGGAGACCAAACGACAAUCGUAAAGUGUUGUGUGUUUUUAGGAGGAGGUCAUUGGAAAGUGAGAUUGCACGGUCCGUUGGCGGGUCUGUCUGUCGUGGGGGGCAACUACUGAGGGUAUCAGAAUUUCUGAUACCGGGUAGUAUUCAUCUAGCCUGACAGCGUGACACAUGCGCGACUGAAACCAAAAUGCUGCGUCUGCUUGUACGGUUAAGGCCAUCAGCCAGCCUCUCACGGCCCGGUGUCCUCUCAAAAUCGGGACGCCCUCGGACUUCACCGGUAUCGUGCCAUCCGAAGGGUCUCCAUUCAGGUGGAUUAUAUCGAGCUCGGGCUUCGUGUCAUAGUAAUUAUGUUUAUUAUGGGGUCACCAGCAAAUCAUCACUGCUGCCACUGUUGGACCAAAGUAACAGUUUCCGACUCAACAAACGAUUCUACAGUUUACCCCCACAUCAGAAGGUGGAGCUACCAGCUUUGUCCCCAACUAUGCAGAUGGGCACCAUUGCCCGAUGGGAGAAAAAGGAAGGUGAUAAGAUAAAUGAAGGUGAACUGAUAGCCGAGGUGGAAACGGAUAAGGCAACGGUUGGGUUUGAGAUGCUGGAGGAGUGUUAUCUGGCCAAAAUCCUGGUGGCAGAGGGUACAAGAGAUGUGCCCCUCGGGACGGUAAUCUGCAUCACCGUGGACAGUGCUGACCACAUCCCUGCCUUCAAAGACUUCUCUCUGGACAAGCUGUCAGCUGCUGCUCCCCCCUCGGCAGCGUCUGCACCUCCUCCCCCUCCUCCCUCCACCUCCUCUGCUCCUCCCCAGGCCCCCGGGAGCUCCUACCCGUCUCAUAUGAAGGUGACGCUUCCAGCCCUCUCUCCCACCAUGACCAUGGGCACAGUCCAGCGCUGGGAGAAGAAGGUGGGCGAGAAACUGAACGAGGGAGAUUUGCUGGCAGAGAUCGAGACAGACAAGGCAACUAUUGGUUUCGAAGUUCAAGAGGAGGGCUACCUGGCCAAGAUUAUGAUCGCAGAAGGCACCAGGGACGUUCCCCUCGGAAUGCCCCUCUGCAUCAUUGUGGAGAAAGAGAGCGACAUCUUGGCAUUUGCCAACUACGUAGAGACUGGAAUCGCUGCAGCUCCUACUCCUCCACCACCGGCCCCCACUCCUCCGGUGGCCCCACCUGCUCCAACUCCAGCACCCGUGUCUGGCUCCGCUGCUCCUCCGGCCGGGCCCAGGAAAGGCCGCGCGUUCGCCAGUCCGCUGGCCAGGAAGUUGGCGCAAGAGAAGGGCAUCGACCUGGCACAGGUGUCCGGUUCAGGCCCAGAUGGCAGAGUAACCAAGAAAGACAUUGAAAGCUUCGUUCCAGCCAAAGCAGCGCCUCCUCCACCUGCUGCCACUCCUGUGGCGGCACCUGUUGCCCCCGCAGCUGCCCCCUCUGCCCCAGCUGUGGCGGCCGUGCCCACGGGCACCUUCACCGACAUCCCCAUCAGCAACAUGCGCAAGGUUAUUGCCCAGAGAUUGAUGCAGUCUAAGCAGACCAUCCCACACUAUUACCUGUCGGUGGAUGUUAACAUGGACCAAAUUUUGGAACUAAGGAAAGAACUCAAUAUGGAGCUGAAAGCGGAGAACCUCAAGCUGUCGGUGAAUGAUUUUAUAAUAAAGGCUUCGGCUUUGGCCUGUCUCAAGGUGCCUGAGGCUAACUCCUCGUGGAUGGACACAGUCAUUCGCCAGAACCACGUUGUGGACGUCAGCGUGGCAGUGAGCACUCCUAAUGGCCUGAUCACUCCCAUCGUCUUCAACGCCCACAUUAAGGGCCUGGCGUCCAUCAGCAAGGACGUGGGCUCCCUGGCAGCCAAAGCACGCGAGGGGAAACUGCAACCUCAUGAAUUCCAGGGCGGCACCUUCACCAUCUCCAAUCUGGGCAUGUUUGGAGUCAAGAACUUCUCAGCCAUCAUCAACCCUCCGCAGGCCUGUAUUCUUGCCGUGGGAGGGUCGGAGAAGAGACUUCUGCCAGCAGACAACGAGAAAGGGUUUGAUGUAGCCAGCAUGAUGUCCGUGACGCUGAGCUGUGACCAUCGGGUGGUGGAUGGCGCAGUGAGUGCCCAGUGGCUGGCCGAGUUCCGCAAGCUCCUUGAGAGGCCGGUCACCAUGCUCCUGUGAGCAGCGGACGCCGCGUCUCGCUUCUGGAAGAACACCAGUGACCACUGAGACUUGAAGACGCCUUAUGAAUAUAAGGGUUUCACUCUCAUUGUUUGGAGAAUAACUGUAACUGUACCUCACUUCACCUCUGAUUUUCCUUUUUCCGCAAACUGGUAUAUUCAUCUAUUGUGUAUAUUUAUUGUGUUUAUUUCCUCAGAGCCAGAAACAUCAAACAUCACAAGUGACAUGUUAGUGUCAGUGGAGAUCCGUUUAAUGAAUUACAAGAUUCAGCUGAUGAAACUGGUAUAGAUAUAUUUUUGUCUCGUUUAACAGAGUACUUGUUACAAGAAACUUCAGUCUGCACAUUUCCUCAGCAGCUAACAAUUUAGGUAGAGGGGUACAGUAAGUGAAUAUUAAUCAAGGUUUUGUUACUUUGCACAUACCAUGACACUUCCAUAUUUUGACACAAAUAUAAUUGUUUUUAAUGGUUACAUAUAGCAUGAAUUAGUCCCACUGUUAUUACAUUGCUACACAUUUGGGGCCACAGAGAGCAGUGGGCUUUUACGGUAGCUCUUGACUUGUAUGGGCAGCCACGCAAAGAGUCCACAUUUGAAAUGCAAAAUGCUAUUUCAAUAUCAAUAUUGAUUAAUUUCAUACAACAUUUUCUACUCCAGUCAGAGGACAAGGUGCCUUGCUCCUUUCUCUGUCAAAUGCGAUGUUUUUUAAUGUUAUUUUAUUUUAUCUUCAUGUUGAAACGCACAACAAGCAGAACAGUGUGAACUGCUGUCAAACACACUUAACAAUUAUAAGAUAUGUAGGUCAAAGUAUAAUAAUGUACAUAUUUUGAAUAAGAAAUUCAGAGAGAAAGAAAUAUAUAAAGUUGCAAAGUUUUCUUAAGGGAAAUACGUAAUAUUCCAGCUGAGAACUUAAUGGGAGGAGCAUAACAGACAUGGGAAAGAAAUUGUCAUAUGUUUUUCAAAAUACCUCGGAAGGGAUGUGAGAAAUAAUAAAAGUAUGAAUCAUCAA
This is a messenger RNA of Sardina pilchardus (European sardine), 3308 nucleotides long. RefSeq names its product dihydrolipoyllysine-residue acetyltransferase component of pyruvate dehydrogenase complex, mitochondrial-like. Gene Ontology annotation, molecular function: dihydrolipoyllysine-residue acetyltransferase activity. The record is from RefSeq and is a predicted model, not a curated record. Gene Ontology annotation, biological process: pyruvate decarboxylation to acetyl-CoA. The coding region runs from base 351 to 2303 and encodes 650 amino acids. The transcript has 14 exons. NCBI's taxonomy places the organism in Eukaryota, Metazoa, Chordata, Actinopteri, Clupeiformes, Clupeidae.